Messenger RNA from Haliotis rufescens (red abalone), 1592 nucleotides. RefSeq lists its product as uncharacterized. Bases 61 to 1404 code for a protein of 447 amino acids. The transcript is spliced from 6 exons. NCBI's taxonomy places the organism in Eukaryota, Metazoa, Mollusca, Gastropoda, Lepetellida, Haliotidae. The record is from RefSeq and is a predicted model, not a curated record.
GUGAGACUCAGUGCUAUUCUGAAUAAACCUUGUUUGUGAAGACAACUCAUAAGAAUAGAUAUGGCAUUUAUCCAGCUGAUCCUGUUCUGGACAUUCCUUGGUAUACAGGCAUCCCCAGGAUGCUACCCUCCUUGUGUCGUAAAAACAACGACGGACUUAACCAACAAGAGAGUCACUGAGGGCGUGAUCUGGUCAGAAGAAGGGGUGGACACCCGACUGUCCUGUGUGGCCAGGUGUAUGCAGGAUGGUCAGUGUAUGACGACAGGGUACUCCCCGGGCACUGGACAGUGUCGCGGCUACAACGUGGACUUCACGACUCCGGACAACGUCACAGCAGUUGACGAGCCAGGAUUCAACAUGUUCGUGGUAUGCAGAGAUGAUUUCAUCGGCAAGGCUUGCGCUACCCCAAGCCACUGCUUGGGUGCACACUCUAUCUGUGAGUCUGGACAGUGUCUGUGUGAGAUCGGCUACAGUCACUCCAGACACAGGGGGUACGAUACGUGUGAUACAGAUUGCACUGAAUACGGUUCUACCUUCGGCUCUUAUAAUAGUCGGGGGAUAUACAGAAAGAACAACAAAACUAUCUUUGGGAUCUCCGUGGAUCAAUGUCGAGAUACCUGUAUCAGCGAGACGGAUUACCUGUGCAAGAGUUUUGAAUACCAGAUGUCCUCACUAAAAUGCAACACCAUGUCUUACUCUUGGUUGCAAACCGAUGUGGCAGAUCACAAUGCCGUUGUUAAACUUGCUGCAUCAAGCUGUUACCCUCCUUGUGACGUGAAGACGUUUGCCAACAAGCGAGUCACCGAGGGCCUCGUCUGGUCAGAAGAAGGGGUGGACACCCGACUGUCCUGUGUAACCAAAUGCAUGCAGGAUGGUCAGUGUAUGGCGGCAGGGUACUCCCCGGACACUGGUCAGUGUCGCGGCCACAACGUGGACGUCACGUCUUCGGACAACGUUACAGCUGUCGACGAGCCAGGUUCCAACAUGUACUUCAUGUGCAGAGCACUGGAAUUCGUUGGCAAGACAUGUAACAGAUCCAGCGACUGUUUGGGUGCCAGGUCUGUCUGUGAGUCUGGACAGUGUCUGUGUGAGAUCGGCUACAGUCACUCCAGACACAAGGGGUACGAUACAUGUGACACAGCUUGCACGGAAUACGGAACGACCUUCACCCCAUACAGUGGACAUGCGAUACUUCGUUCGAAUACAAAAACUGUUGUCGGUAUUUCCGUGGCUUCCUGCAAACAUCUCUGUCUCAAUGAGACCACAUUUCUGUGCAGAAGUUUAGAGUACGAUCAUGCCAUCCAGAAAUGCAACACGAUGUCAUUUUCUUGGCUCGACAAGAGCACUGAUGUCCACCGUGUCCUUGCAGGUUGGACUUUCUUCACCCGGAACUGUAACCUAUGAACUUAAGCCAUCGGUGGAUCCAUUAUUGUUCCCAGAUCGUGUGUUGCCAAACUGAAAGGAAUACAAUGAUAUUCUGUCUCUUUCGAAGUUCAGUAAUGACUAUACUCAUCUUACGACCAUGAAACUGCAUACGAAGUUCAACUUUCUAAGCCUUGGGGUUCUUGAAAAUAAAAUGUUCGAGCUUUUGG